AUGGCAGGAUCCCCAGACUUGGUGAGGCAGAGGCAGACAGGGCAGGCGGCAGCUGCCAGCAUCGGCUACCAUGAUGGCCACCAGCACGCGGCUGAGUCCGAGCGGCUCAGGAAGGCCAGGCUGCGCGUGGAGAAGGCCAUUAAGGAGAAGAAGAUCUUCACAGUGCACGGCCCUUACCCCGUCAUCCGCCGGCUGCUGCGCGCCCGGGGCUGGGUGGAGAGGAAGCUGCCCCUCAAUGGCAAGCAGCUGAAGCAGCAGCCUGGCGACCAAAGGAAACAGCAGCAGGAGAAGAGGGCAAGUGGUGGUGGUGAUGAGCAGGGGGAGGCAGUGCUGAACCCGCGUGGUGGAGCACAGCCUUCCUCGGGCACCGCAGAGCCUCUGCAACAGCCAUGCUGCACAGCACACGAUAAGGAGAACAGGGAGGAAAGGGAAGAUGAAGACAAGGAGGAAGACCAGGAGCAGUGCAGUGAGGACUCUGAAGACAUCCAUGACCUCAUGUCCUUCCUGGUGCAGGACCAGGUGCCAAACUUCCUCUGGACCAUUCGCCUGAGCAGCGUUGACCAGGAGCUGCUGCCAAGGAUUGAGGUGGUGAACCGCUAUCCCCGGCUGGCUGCGCUUUGCACCAAGGAGGGGCUGUGCCAAAACCUGCAAAACUUGUCCUGGUUUGAGCAAAUCGACUUCAACACCUUUUUCCCCCGGUGCUACCGGCUGGGGUUCAGGGACGAGGAGGAAGCCUUCACCGAGGAUUUCUGCCUGACAGCAGCUCGCAGCCUUCUCAAACUGGCCCUGCAGAAGGUUGGGGACAGGCCGGUGAGGACAGAGCAGCCCCCAAAACCCGACGAGGUGCCAGGGUGGCCGCACUCCCCCCUGUAUCCCCAGCUGGUGGAGGAGGCCCUGAAGGUCUGUGAGCAGCACCUGGAAGUUCUGAGGCACCAGGACAUCGACAGGAACACCCCAUCGCCCUGCCGCACAUGCAUCGACUGGGACCGCUUCCUGCCGGAAUACUACCGUGUGGCACAUGAGGGGACCGGGCUGGUGCUGGGCAGGGAGCAGCGGCAGCGGUGCCAGGACCUGCUGCAGCGCCUGGAGGAGAAGCUGCCUCAGCUCGCCAUAGAGGGCAACCUCAACAUCUGGAUCGUCAAGCCCAGCGCCAAAUCCCGCGGCAGGGGCAUCGUGUGCGCGACGCGGCUGGAGGAGGUGCUGGAGCUGGCGCAGAGCUGCACGGGCCCCCCAGUGCAGGUGUGCGAGUGGGUGGUGCAGAAGUACGUGGAGCGGCCGCUGACCAUCUUCAACACCAAAUUCGACAUCCGGCAGUGGUUCCUGGUGACUGACUGGAAGCCACUGACUGUCUGGUUCUACCGAGACUGCUACCUGCGCUUCUGCUCCCGGCCCUUCUCUCUGUGUCACCUGGAGCCCGCCAGGCACCUCUGCAACGUCGCCAUCCAGAAGCGGUACAAAACAUCACAGCCGGACCCCCGCGUGCCCCCCGACAAGAUCUGGUGCAACAAGCAGUUCCAGGCCCACCUGGCACGGCUGGGGCGGGCGAAUGCUUGGCAGCGGGUGAUGGUGCCCGGCAUGAAGGCGGCGAUCCUGAACGCCCUGCGCUGCACCCGGGACCAGGUGGGGUCCCGCAAGGGCAGCUUUGAGCUCUUCGGAGCUGACUUUCUCAUCGGGGAGGACUUCCAGCCCUGGCUGCUGGAGAUCAACUCCUGCCCCACCAUGAGCCCCUCCUCAGCGGUGACGCGCCGGCUGUGCGCCAACGUCCAGCGGGACACGCUGCGCCUCGUGAUCGACCGCAAGGACAACCCCACCUGCUCCAUUGGUGCCUUUGAGCUCCUCUACAGGGAGGCAGCCGUGUCCUCAUGUCUGACUGUGGGGCUGAAGCUGAUGGUCACAGGCUGUUCCGUGAAGAAGCCCCAGCCAGCAAAGCAUCGAUCCAAGGACAAGCUCCCCACCACUCCGCCCCCAGCCCCCUGCCCCGACCCCGGCCCCGGGGAGGCGGCGGCGGGGCGGCUGCGGGAGGCGGCGGGCCCGGCUGCGGGAGCGGUGCGGCGGCGAUGA
This is a messenger RNA of Pyrgilauda ruficollis (rufous-necked snowfinch), 2061 nucleotides long. RefSeq names its product tubulin monoglycylase TTLL3-like. Gene Ontology annotation, biological process: protein polyglycylation; cilium assembly; cilium movement. The coding region runs from base 1 to 2061 and encodes 686 amino acids. The transcript has 13 exons. Gene Ontology annotation, cellular component: cilium. NCBI's taxonomy places the organism in Eukaryota, Metazoa, Chordata, Aves, Passeriformes, Passeridae. Gene Ontology annotation, molecular function: protein-glycine ligase activity, initiating. The record is from RefSeq and is a predicted model, not a curated record.